UGCCCCUCCUUCCGUUGUGACCCGGAUUCAUAACAACAGCUGGAAACGGUUGAUCGCUGUCUGUUUGUUCCAAGCUGGUGGUUUUAUGAGAUAUUUUAUUUUUAACCGGUCCUGGACUCUGACCGAAGCUGUGCUGGAGAUGAAGAAGUCAGCGCGAGGGAAUUAGGAAGCCGCUAGCUGGCGUUAGCUCCGGCGGAAGCAGGAGAAACUGUUAGCUUAUGCUAACAAGCUCUAGCUAACAGAAGAGCGGUCACGUGAUCCGCAGGAACCGAAAACAGCACAAAUUAGACAGACGGGACCAGAGCGAUGGGGAACCAGCUGGCGGGCAUCGCCCCCUCUCAGAUCCUCUCCGUGGACAGCUACUUCUCAGAUAUCCACGACCACGAGUACGACAAAAGUCUAGGCAGCACUCGCUUCUUCAAGGUGGCGCGGGCCAAACAUCGCGAGGGCCUGGUGGUGGUCAAGGUCUUCGCCAUCCAGGACCCGUCGCUGCCGCUCACCAGCUACAAGCAGGAGCUGGAGGAGCUGAAGAUCCGGCUGCACUCCUGCCAGAACUGCCUUCCUUUCCAGAAGACGUCCCUGACGGAGAAGGCCGCCAUCCUGUUCCGCCAGUACGUCCGGGACAACCUGUACGACCGCAUCAGCACGCGGCCGUUCCUCAACAACGUGGAGAAGCGCUGGAUCGCCUUCCAGAUCCUCAACGCCGUGGACCAGGCGCACAAGGCCGGCGUCCGCCACGGAGACAUCAAGACGGAGAACGUGAUGGUGAGCAGCUGGAACUGGGUGCUGCUCACAGACUUCGCCAGCUUCAAGCCCACCUACCUGCCGGAGGACAACCCCGCCGACUUCAACUACUUCUUCGACACGUCCAGGCGCAGGACGUGCUACAUCGCCCCCGAGAGGUUUGUGGACGGCAGCAUGUUCACCACGGAGAGCGACCAGAACACGCCGCUGGUGGACCUGACCAACAACAACCAGAGGAGCCGUGGAGAGCUCAGGCCGGCCAUGGACAUCUUCUCUGCAGGCUGCGUGGUCGCUGAGCUCUUCACCGAGGGCGUCCCGCUCUUCGACCUGUCCCAGCUGCUGGCCUACCGGAAGGGACACUUCCAGGCCGAGCAGGUCCUCAUGAAGAUCGAGGAUGAGAGCAUCAGGGAGCUGGUGGCCCAGAUGGUUCAGAGGGAGCCCGACAAGCGUCUGAGUGCUGAGGAGUACCUAAAGCAACAGAGAGGGAAAGCUUUCCCUGACAUCUUCUACACCUUCCUGCAGCCGUACAUGGCCCAGUUCGCCAAGGAGACCUUCCAGUCCGCAGACGAGCGGGUUCUGGUGAUCCGCAAAGACCUGGACAACAUCCUGCUCAACCUGCGAGGAGGUUCCUCCCCUUCCUCCCCGGGCCGCGGCGGCGGCAGCGGCAACGCACUAAGCUCCAGGGAGGAGCAGGGCCUGGUGGUGCUGGUGUCGGUCAUCACCUCCUGCCUGCAGACGCUGCACUCCUGUGACUCCAAGCUGGCGGCGCUGGAGCUCGUCCUGCACCUGGCUCCCCGGCUCUCCGUCGACAUCCUGCUGGACCGCAUCACGCCGUAUCUGCUGCACUUUUGCAACGACCCUGCGCCGCGCGUGCGUGCCCAGGCUGUUAGGACUCUCACCAAAGUGCUGGCGCUGGUGAAGGAGGUGCCGAGGAACGACGUGAACAUCUACCCGGAGUACAUCCUUCCGGGCAUCGCCCACCUGGCCCAGGACGACGCCACCAUCGUGAGGCUGGCGUACGCAGAGAACAUUGCUCACCUGGCAGAGAGUGCGCUGCGGUUCCUGGAACUGGUUCAGGAGAACAACGUCAACAUGGAGCAGGAUCCAAGCGGAGAAGAGACGGAGGAAAACAACCAUCCCAACGAAAACUACGACUCUGAGCUCCAGGCGCUGCACGAGAUGGUGCAGCAGAAGGUGGUGACGCUGCUCAGCGACUCGGAGAACAUCGUCAAACAGACGCUGAUGGAGAACGGCAUCACGCGGCUCUGCGUCUUCUUUGGCAGGCAGAAGGCCAACGACGUCCUGCUGUCCCACAUGAUCACCUUCCUGAACGACAAGAACGACUGGCACCUCAGGGGAGCCUUCUUCGACAGCAUCGUGGGAGUGGCGGCGUACGUGGGCUGGCAGAGCUCUUCCAUCCUCAAGCCUCUGCUGCAGCAGGGACUGAGCGACACCGAGGAGUUCGUCAUCUACAAAGCUCUGAACGCCCUGACCUGCAUGUGCCAGCUGGGUCUGCUGCAGAAACCGCACAUCUACGAGUUCGUCAGCGACAUCGCUCCCUUCCUGUGUCACCCCAACCUGUGGAUCCGCUACGGCGCCGUGGGCUUCAUCACCAUGGUGGCGCAGCACCUUAACGUUGCCGACGUCUACUGCAAGCUGAUGCCGCACCUGAACCCGUUCGUCACACAGCCCAUCAUCCAGAUCGAUAAGGAGCUGGUCCUGCUGAGCGUCUUAAAGGAGCCGGUGAGCCGCUCCAUCUUCGACUACGCCCUGCGCUCUAAAGACAUCGCCAGCCUUUUCCGCCACCUGCUGCUGCGCCAGAAGAAGAGAAUCGGGUCCAUCCCAGAGUGCCCCACCCCCGACGACCCGGCCAUCGCUCAGCUGCUGAAGAAGCUGCUGUCACAGGGGAUGACGGAGGCUGAGGAGGACAAGCUUCUGGCCCUCAAAGACUUCAUGCUGAAGUCCAACAAGGCCAAAGCCAACAUGGGCGACCAGGGACACCUGGGAGAGGCGGGACAGACGGGAGUCAUCGACCUGGGGACGCUGGGCAUCACGGGCCGUCAGGUGGACUUGGUGAAACCCAAGACGGAGUCGGACGAUAAGAGAGCUCGGAGGCAGACCAAGCAGGACUCUGCCAUGAACGAGGAGUGGAAGAGCAUGUUCGGAUCGCAGGAUCCACCGUCCGCGCAGCCCCCCACGUCCGCCGACGGUCCGGUCACUCAGAUACGGAAGGCGGCGGCGGCUCCUGCGGCGGCACAGCAGCAGCAGGUGGCGGCCGGCGGCCCCGCCUACCAGCGACGCCUCAACACCUGCAGGACGGAGCUGCAGCAGCUGCUGCAGCAGAAGAGGGAGCAGUGCAGCGCAGAGCGGAUGGCCAAGCAGAUGAUGGAGAGCGCCGAGUGGGAGAGCCGGCCCCCUCCUCCAGGGUGGCAUCCCAAGGGGCUGCUGGUCGCCCACCUGCACGAACACAAAGCUGCGGUGAACAGAAUCCGGGUGUCGGACGAACAUUCCAUCUUCGCCACUGCGUCCAACGACGGGUCGGUUAAAGUGUGGGACAGUCAGAAGAUGGAGGGCAAGACCACCACUACCAGGUCCGUGUUGACCUACUCCCGUAUCGGGGGUCACGUAAAGACGCUGACAUUCUGUCAGGGCUCGCAUUAUUUAGCGGCGGCAUCGGAUAACGGAUCCAUCCAGCUGCUCGCCGUCGAAGCAAACAAACCUCCCAAGUCUCCCAAAGUGCAGCCGUUCCAGAGCCGGACUCUGGACCUCCAUGAGGACGGCUGCGCCGUGGACAUCCACCACUUCAACUCGGGCGCUCAGUCGGUUCUGGCCUACGCCACGGUGAACGGAUCCCUGGUGGGCUGGGACCUCCGCUCCAAAUCCAACGCCUGGACGCUGCGUCAUGACCUGCGGCUGGGCCUCAUCACGUCCUUCAGCGUGGACAUGCACCAGUGCUGGCUCUGCUUAGGUACAAGCAGCGGCACCAUGGCGUGCUGGGAUAUGCGCUUCCAGCUCCCCAUCUCCAACCACUCCCACCCGGCCCGGGUCCGAGUCCGGCGGCUGCUGAUGCACCCGCUGUACCAGUCGUCAGUGAUUGCAGCGGUCCAGGGGAACAACGAGGUGUCCAUCUGGGACAUGGAGACCGGAGAUCGGAAGUUUACCCUGUGGGCGAGCUCGGCGCCGCCGCUCUCUGAGAUGCAGCCUUCUCCUCACAGCGUUCACGGGAUCUACUGCAGUCCGGCUGACGGGAAUCCUCUGCUGCUGACGGCCGGGUCGGACAUGAGGAUCAGGUUCUGGGAUCUGGCCUAUCCAGAGAGAUCCUACAUCGUCGCAGGAGGAGCCCACGACUCGCUGCACUGUCCGUCUGUCCUCUACAGCCGCAAGAUCAUCGAGGGGACCGAAGUGGUUCAGGAGAUCCACAGCAAACAGAAGAGCGGCGCUGCAGAGGACUCUCCUCGCCGUGGCCUGGAGUCUCUUCCUGUCGGCCAUCAUGACAUUAUCACAGACAUCGCCACCUUCCAAACGACGCAGGGCUUCAUUGUCACGUCGUCUCGGGACGGCAUCGUCAAAGUGUGGAAGUGAAGACGUGGAGAAGAACUUGAACUUUACAGAUCUAAAACAUUUGUUUUCUGUCCGUUCUCCUCUCAAACUUCUGCUUGUGCAGAUCCCAAUCUGGUUCCUGAUCCAGAUUCUUAUCCAGAUCCUGAUCUGGUUCCUAAUCCAGAUCU
Messenger RNA from Cyprinodon tularosa, 4472 nucleotides. It is a transcript of the gene pik3r4, whose product is annotated as phosphoinositide-3-kinase, regulatory subunit 4. Gene Ontology annotation, cellular component: phosphatidylinositol 3-kinase complex, class III, type I; late endosome; nucleus-vacuole junction. The coding region runs from base 307 to 4326 and encodes 1339 amino acids. Gene Ontology annotation, molecular function: protein binding; protein serine/threonine kinase activity; ATP binding. Gene Ontology annotation, biological process: autophagy of peroxisome; protein phosphorylation; late endosome to vacuole transport. The record is from RefSeq and is a predicted model, not a curated record. The transcript has 21 exons. NCBI's taxonomy places the organism in Eukaryota, Metazoa, Chordata, Actinopteri, Cyprinodontiformes, Cyprinodontidae.